This is a messenger RNA of Dendrobium catenatum, 1623 nucleotides long. RefSeq lists its product as uncharacterized. The record is from RefSeq and is a predicted model, not a curated record. The transcript is spliced from 3 exons. Lineage: Eukaryota; Viridiplantae; Streptophyta; Magnoliopsida; Asparagales; Orchidaceae. Bases 193 to 1266 code for a protein of 357 amino acids.
ACUCUUCGUUGUAAGUUCAUGUUCGCUGCUUCUCGGUGGCCAAUGUUCACUAAUGCUCACCUUUGGUGACUUUACGCUCGCGUGUGCAUCGCCUCAUCGUUUGUGUCUGUUCCGUUCCAAACAAUUCUCAGACAACUCUGAGAAGUAGACUAAUAAGCUUGGAGAGCCAAGUAGCAGAGUGGACGGAGAUCAAUGGAUGUUUGGGCUCUGAACCCUAAGGCAGGAGGUCUAGCAUGGAGGGCCUGCAAGGAGCAAGAGAGGGGCUUAAUGGUGACGAGGCCGAGAUCGCAAUGGAAAUAUUUUGGGAUAGAGGAGGGUAAUGCUCGAUUCCGAGCGGUUUGGGAAGUUAGGGUUUUGGGGAGGAUAUGUUAUAGGUCUUUAAUGGUUAGGGCGACCGGUCAGGGGAAGAACCCAGAAAAUCCAUCUUCUUCCGGAAACAAUGACCCAUCCUUCCCCAGGGGAGAUGGUCCCGAGCAAUCCAAUCCAGACCCUGAUGGAUCAAAAUCUGAUGAUCAGUCCCUCAGACCUAAGAACAUAUUGUCAGACUGGAGAGAUUUUAGAGCAAGUCUUGUUGCAAGGGAGCAGGUGAACCUGCUAGACUCUGAUUCUCCUACACAUGAUAACAAGGCUAGUGGAUUUUCGCAACAGUCAAGUACUAAGUGGGCACACCCUCUUCCAAUGCCAGAGACCGGAUGCGUCUUGGUUGCCACUGAGAAGCUUGAUGGCGUUCGAAGCUUUGAAAGAACCGUUGUCCUUCUUCUAAGAUCUGGUACCAGAGACCGAGAAGAGGGUCCUUUUGGCGUCAUCAUCAAUCGUCCCCUCCACAAGAAGAUAAAACAUAUUAAACCUUCAAAUCCAGACCUUGCUUCUACAUUUGCAGACUGCUCCCUUAACUUUGGUGGACCACUUGAUUCGAGCAUGUUCUUGCUUAGAACUGGUGAAACUUCCCCUCUACCUGGCCUGGAACAAGUCAUCCCCGGCAUUCGCUUCGGUGCCAGAAACAGCUUAGAUGAAGCAGCAGCACUGGUGAAGAAGGGAGUACUGAGAGCACAGGAUUUUAGAUUCUUUGUAGGGUAUGCAGGGUGGCAGUUGGAUCAGUUGAAAGAAGAGAUUGAAUCAGAUUAUUGGAUAGUUGCAGCUUGUAGCUCUCAUCUUAUUGCUGGGGUUUCUGCAGAUUCCUGUUCGUUCUUGUGGGAAGAGAUUCUGCAACUGAUGGGCGGCCAGUAUUUGGAAUUAAGCAAGAAGCCGAAGCAAGAUAGCUCUUAAGCUUCGUUUGGGAUGACUUUCUUACUACUUAAAACAGCAUUUUAGUACAAAAUUUUUAUUUUUUGUGCUAGAAUACUGCUUUAAAAAGCAGUAAGAAAGCCGUCCCAAAUAGAACCUUAAGCAUCCACUCGUAUGAUAUAAUUUUUGUACAGAGAUCACUGAAGUGGCAUUAUCUUUACAUUAUGUAGAGAAUUGUAUAGAGGAUUUGAGGAUCGAAGUUCCCUGCAUAAAUUUAAGCAUCAAGUAGUAAUCAUUUCAGAGAAUUGAAUUCCUAAAUUAAGGAAAUGUGAGGGAAUGGAGUUUGUCAAAUGUAAGGAAUUAAUACAGAGAAUGAACAUGUUAGAUAUGUUCACGUUU